AUGUCGGCAGACCCUCCUCCCGACAUCGCAACCCCCCCAGAAGCUGCUGCAGCUCCAGCAAUGGUUUCCACUUCGUCGCAGCUGCGCGACCAGCUCGCCAAGGUCCAGUCAGCGCUUCACCAGGUCUCUGCUGAUCUUAGCGUUACCUCCAGCCGCGUCACUGCUGUAGAGGCUGAGAAGGCUGAGCUCGCCGAGGAUAUGCAGAGAAUGAAGGAGCGCGCCUCCGAGACAAAUCAGGAGCUCUACAGACUGCGCCUGCAGAAGAACGAAGCGUCGCAAACCGUUGCCACCCUUCGCGUCGAGGUCUCCGAGCUCAAGAUGGCUGCCGACUCUGCCAAGGUAACGAACGCCUUCUUCGACGCUACUGACUCGCAGUUCAACGAACAACGUUCCGUCCAAGCACUGAAGAGCAGCCGCAACGAGGUCAUGAGUUUGACCUCGCAGAACACAGAGCUCGAAGAGCGGUUCGCCAAGUACCGCGCGUCAUCUCAAUCACAAUACUCGGAGCUGCAGCAGGAGCGCGACCGCCUCGAGUCCAAGGCGGUGACGACCAGGUCAUCCUACAACGCCCUACAACGCACGUACGAGGAUCAGGCCACCAGGCUCGCUGAAGCGCACGCGAACGUGCGGACGCUCACGAACACUCUCGCCAAGCAGAAGGCCGAGAACCGCCUGGAGCUUGAACGCGUGAUUGCCCAAAAUGCGCUGCUGGAGAAGUACUCGACCGAGGCGCGAGACACUGUUCAGGAUCGUGAGGCAGAGCUCGAGGAGAUGGCAGGCCGGUUCUCUGAGAAGGAGCGCGCGCUCGAGGAGACGAUCAACCGCUUGGAGGGCGAACUCGCGAGCUCCAAGAAGCGUGCGGACGACUUCAAGUUCGCACUUGACCGCUUGACCUCCGUCAACGAAGCCAGCCUCGACUACAGCCCAACUGCCACCAUUGCUGCCCAACAGCGUGCCAACGGGCAGUCGUAUACUCAUGUCUGGACGCAGAACGUCCUCCUCCAAGAGCAAUUGAGCGAGGCAAACACCAAGAACGAGCACUUGGAGGACAUGAUCCGGCAGAUCCAGGAGGAGAUCAUGGAGAAGAAACCGAUCUUUGACCAGCAACGCAAGGAUCACGAGCUUGCCAAGGAGCGUGCAAACACCCUUGCUGGCGAGCUCUCUGGAGCCAUCACCGCUCGCGACGUCGCGCAGCAGCAGGCGCGCGGUGCUGAGGCUGAGGCCAAGCGCCUUGCCGAAGAGGUGGCUUCUCACCAGACCACCGUCGAGGACCUCGGGUAUCAAGUCCGCGAGCUCGUGCGGCAAAUCGCACUCCGCGACAACCCCAGCCUUGCGCACUCGACCUCACCAUCUCAGGAAGUAUCGGAUGGAGACAUGAUCACCGACCACUUCGUUGCGUUCGCAUCACUCGACGCGCUCCUGAAGCGGAACCGCCAACUACUGACCCUCACGCGAAGCCUGGCGUCUAAACUCAGUGACAGAGAGACCACCCGCGCCGAGGGCGAGGCUACGACUGGUCUAGAAAUUGACCAGGCGGCUGAGAUCAUCGAGCAGCAACGCGAGCAGCUCGAGCAGACCUCCACCAAGCUCUCCGAGGUGACCCGCGAACGCGACCUUUUCUCCAAGCUCUUGUCGAAGGGUGAGGGCCUGCACUGGCCUGGGACCGGCUCCAACUCGAUACACGAUGACUCCAACGAGCAUGCCGUUGCGUCGCUCCAGGCUGAGCUAGCUGCUGUUCGCUCUCGUGCCGAUAAGGAAGUAGAAGAAGCGAAGGCUCGGGCGCGCGAACAGAGUGAGAAGGCUGGCAAGGCGGAAGUGGCCCAGGCCAAGGCAGACGCUAUGACUGCCCAUCUGCAAGAGCAAGUGCGCAGCAUCAAUUCGACUCUGGGGCUGCAGAAGACCAACUACUCCAAUCUCGAGUCUCAGCUGUAUCAGGCGCAGUCCCAGCUCAACUCAUCGCAGCUCGACCUCCGUCGCGCUCGCGAGGACGUCGCGUCGCACCAGGCAGCCGAGAAACGCCUGCGCGACGAGGCAGCCCAACUCCGCGCCGAGAAGGAGCUCUGGGAGAGCCGACAGGCUCGCCUCGAGUCCGACCUGGCCGUUGUGCAACAGGACCGCGCGAAGCUCACGUACACUAUCGAGAACUUUAACAAUGUUUCGACUGCCAGUGAGCGCACACGUGCGGAGGAACACACACGGUUCCAGAAGCGCAAUGAGGAGCUCCAGGCCCAGACCGCCACACUUCGGUCUCAGGUCGACGAGGCGCGUAAGCACGCCUUUCAGGCGCAGAAGAAGGCCGACGAUGCCGAUGCUCGCAUCGCCUCGGAGACGGCCGCCAUCCGAGCGGAGAAGGAGGCGGCGGUGGCUAGCAAGACCGCAGAGGUCGAGGCCCAGCUUGCCGAGGUGGAGAAGGCGAACCAGCAGAUCAACGAGUCGAAACGAAUCGGCUUGAAUUGGCAGCGCCGUUCGAGGGAGCUGCAGGGCCAGGUCGAUGAGCUCACGGCUGCCAACAACAGCAUGGCCGAGAAGGAAGCGGCGAUCAUAAAGCUGACAGCCGAGCUCGAGGAGGCUAGGGCAAAGAUCACCACGCUCGAGGCCAAGAUCUCCGAGUUGGAGGCCAAGGUCACGGAGGGCGAAGCGUCACACAGAACAAAGGACGCCAGGGUGUUGAACCUGGAAGCCGACCUUGCUGCUGCCCAGGCUGGUGGAGCUGCUGCUGGAGCGGUGGCGAGUGCGACGGCUGAUGCUGCUGAAUUGACGGCUCUCAAAGACGAGCGUGAAUCGCUUCAACAACGCCUUACCCAGGCCGAGAAGGAUCUCGAAGCUGCCAAGUCAGCAGGUUCGUCCGCUGUUGCAGCCGCGGAACCUGCCACAGGCAGUGCAGGCGAGCUGCAAGCCAAGAUUGGCGAGGUGACCAAGAGACUCGAGGAGAAGGAGACACAAUACGAGAACGACGUCCGCAAGGUCAACAAGGCCAACCUGAGCAUGAAGGCACGCAUCGGUAUCCUCAACGGCGAGCGUGCAAGCCUCGACCAGAAGAUCGCCGCACUCGAGAAGGAGGUCACUGAGCUGAAAACUACGCUCGCCACCGCUGAAGCCACCGCAGCGUCCGCCGGGUCUGAGAGCGCGACUCCCAGCCAGGACGCGAUCGCGGAAGCUGUCAAGGCGGCUGUGUCGAAGCGCGAGGCCGAGCUUAGCGCGAAGCACGAAGCGGCGCUCUCUAAGGCGUCUUCGGGUGGACCUGCCGGGUCUGUCGUGGCUGCUGUCAGGGCCGCUGUCGACGCCAAGGAGGCUGAGCUCAAGGCCGCUGUCGACGCCAAGGAGGCUGAGAUCAAGGCCGCUGUCGACGCCAAGGAGGCUGAGAUCAAGGCCGCUGUCGACGCCAAGGAGGCUGAGCUCAAGGCCACUGUCGACGCCAAGGAGGCUGAGCUCAAGGUCGCGUACGAGGCGAAGCUCGCCCAGGCCAAGGCCGAGCUUGCUGCCGCUGGCGGCAGCGGCGACGCAACAUCGGCAGCCAAUGCCGCGGAGCUCGAGAAGAAGGUGGAGGAGUUGGAGAAGAAGGUCAAGGCGCUGGAGCGAAGUGCCCGUACGGCGGAGAUUUCGCGAAAGACGCUCGAGCGCCAGAAGAACGACCUCGAGUCUAAGCUGGCCGCCGCCAUUGGCACGAACGGCGGGCCAUCACCGGCGGCCGCGUUGUCCGCUGUUGCGACACCCUUCAAGCCCGCCACGCCUGUGACGCGCUCGGCAACCGCAGCUGUUGCGACACCUGCCACUCCCACCGCGGCUGCUACCACCACGCCGGCUGCAGAACCCUCUGCGACCGUAACCACGUCGGGUGACUCGACCCCUGCCCGUGGCGGGAUGGCGGUCCGCGGUAUCCGGGGCCGUGGCACAGCUAUCCGCGGACGCGGCGCUGCGCCCGGUCCACGCGCCAACAUUCUUGGUAACGUCAAUGCCACACUUGCUGGCUCAACAGAGGGCGGGAUGAAGAGGCCAGCGCCUGAUGACGAGCCCGCGAACAUGGGGGCUGGGGCUGGCAGCGCAAUCCUGCAGCGCCUCAAUAAGCCGCCGGCAGAAGCUGCUGCGCGGCCAGCCAAGAAGGCACGUGGCGGUGCAGCAGCCCGUGGCGGACGAGGGACAGGCCGAAGGCCAAGUGCCGCAGGGCAUCAGGAUGGGACGGGCGGUACCGGAGGAGCAUAG
Molecule: messenger RNA, 4200 nt
Organism: Cutaneotrichosporon cavernicola
Lineage: Eukaryota; Fungi; Basidiomycota; Tremellomycetes; Trichosporonales; Trichosporonaceae
Exons: 10
Coding region: 1-4200 (1399 amino acids)
Biological process (GO): mRNA export from nucleus
Cellular component (GO): nuclear pore
Molecular function (GO): structural constituent of nuclear pore
Source: RefSeq, a predicted model, not a curated record